Cololabis saira (Pacific saury) is the source of this 780-nucleotide messenger RNA. RefSeq names its product crystallin, beta A4 (gene cryba4). Gene Ontology annotation, biological process: visual perception; lens development in camera-type eye. Lineage: Eukaryota; Metazoa; Chordata; Actinopteri; Beloniformes; Belonidae. The transcript has 6 exons. The coding region runs from base 99 to 689 and encodes 196 amino acids. The record is from RefSeq and is a predicted model, not a curated record. Gene Ontology annotation, molecular function: structural constituent of eye lens.
GUGUGGCCCCCUGCCAGGGGAGGCUUUAAAAGGGUGGGGGCGCGUGGCUCCUCUCACUCUCACAUCAGGACAAGCCAAAGGCAUCAAAGCGAGACAAGAUGACUCACCAUUGCACCAAGUUCUCCGGCCACUGGAAGAUCAUCGUCUACGAUGAGGAGUGCUUCCAGGGACGCCGCCACGAGUUCACCUCUGAGUGCUGCAACGUGAUGGAGUUUGGCUUCGAGACGGUUCGCUCCCUCAGGGUGGAGAGUGGCGCCUGGGUGGGUUACGAACACGCCUCUUAUCAGGGACAGCAGUUCAUCCUGGAGAGAGGAGAGUACCCCCAGUGUGAUGCUUUCGGAGGCAGCAACGCCUACCACAUCGAGAGAAUGACCUCCUUCAGACCUAUUGCCUGUGCUAACCAUAGAGAGUGUCGCAUGACAAUCUUCGAGCGUGAGAACUUCAUGGGCCGCAAGGGCGAGCUUAGCGAUGAUUAUCCUUCCCUCCAGGCCAUGGGUUGGUGCAACAAUGAAGUCGGCUCUCUCAAGAUCCAGUCUGGAGCAUUUGUGUGCUACCAGUACCCUGGUUACCGUGGUUACCAGUACAUCAUGGAGUGUGACCGUCACUGUGGGGAGUACAAACACUUCAGGGAGUUCGGCUCCCACUGCCAGACCCCUCAGAUCCAGUCCAUCCGCCGUAUUCAGCAGUAACAGCCCACACCGGACCCAUGUGACCCUGUGACCCCUCAGCCCUGACCCCUCCACCUCCCAGUGCUGAAUAAACUGUUUUUCUUAAACCUUA